AUGUUGGGUCGACACUUAAGAACACCUUCUAACAUUUCCUAUAGUUCAAACGUGAACAGAAAGUUUUUACGUUUCACAUCUGCUAUGAACCAAUCCACGAAUACUAAAGAGAUUGUGGAUAGACAGAGUGCAUCGUUGGACAGCGACAUAUGUUUGCUCGUGGACGAGAGAGACAACUACAUCGGAACUGCCACCAAGAGGGAUUGCCACAGAGUGAGUGCGGACGGCAAGCUGCUCCUGCAUAGAGCCUUCAGUGUGCUAAUGUUCAACUCCGCGGGAGAACUACUUGUGCAGAAGAGAGCCGCUGAAAAAGUAACUUACCCCAGUGCAUACACGAACACAUGUUGUAGUCACCCAUUGUUUAUUAACGGUAUACCGGAAGACGUCACGACUGCCGCUAUUCGCAGACUUAACGAGGAACUGGGGAUACCAAAAGCCCAGUUGCGUCGUGAAGACUUCACUUUCAUAUCCCGAUUCCUUUACGCGGACUGUGGUGAUGGCGCAUGGGGAGAAUACGAGCUAGACCAUGUGCUCAUCCUGAGAAGCGAUGCCCAAGUGAAACCCAACCCUAAUGAGAUCGAUGACGUCAAAUACAUCCCUAGAAAUAAGAUCGACAGUUUCAUGGAACAUCUGAAGGAUCCCGUAACACCAUGGUUCAGGCUGAUAUACCACCACCUGCUGCUGUACUGGUGGGACAACUUGCACCGCCUCGAAGACAUUGCCGAGCCCCACAAGAUAAGAUCGUUUAUGGACAAAAAGAUAAGAUCGUUUAUGGACAAAAAGUAACUUCACACUAUUACAUUAAUAUGUAACGUUU
Messenger RNA from Helicoverpa zea (corn earworm), 817 nucleotides. RefSeq names its product isopentenyl-diphosphate Delta-isomerase 1-like. Gene Ontology annotation, biological process: isoprenoid biosynthetic process; isopentenyl diphosphate biosynthetic process. Gene Ontology annotation, cellular component: cytoplasm. The transcript has 5 exons. Lineage: Eukaryota; Metazoa; Arthropoda; Insecta; Lepidoptera; Noctuidae. The record is from RefSeq and is a predicted model, not a curated record. Gene Ontology annotation, molecular function: isopentenyl-diphosphate delta-isomerase activity. Bases 1 to 786 code for a protein of 261 amino acids.